Messenger RNA from Diceros bicornis minor, 1800 nucleotides. RefSeq names its product insulin like growth factor binding protein 5 (gene IGFBP5). Gene Ontology annotation, molecular function: insulin-like growth factor II binding; insulin-like growth factor I binding; fibronectin binding. Lineage: Eukaryota; Metazoa; Chordata; Mammalia; Perissodactyla; Rhinocerotidae. Gene Ontology annotation, biological process: regulation of insulin-like growth factor receptor signaling pathway. Gene Ontology annotation, cellular component: extracellular region. The transcript is spliced from 4 exons. The record is from RefSeq and is a predicted model, not a curated record. Bases 842 to 1657 code for a protein of 271 amino acids.
UGGGUUGGGUGCUGGGGAGUUCAAAUUGCAGCUACAAACUGGCUGGCAGCCAGGGGCCGUCUAUUUAAAAGCGCCUGCUCGACCGGAGCCCGUAGUCUCUUUGGAAACUUCUGCCGGGGAAAAGAGCUAGGAAAGAGCUGCAAAGCGGUGUGGGGUUUUUCCUUUUUUCUGCUCCUUUUAAUAACCCCCUCCUCCGUUUGCACCCUUCUCCGGGCUUCACGCAGAACCUACGAAUCUCGGAGAGGUGGUGGCAGAGUGCGAGCAAAGAGGUGUUAGAGUUUUGGAUUCGGGGCUUUUUUUUUUUUUUUUUUUCUUGAUUUCGACAUUCUCCCCCACCCUCGCGGCUGCAGCCGCCGCCUCUUACCUGUUCCGCGGCAGCCGCGCGCCGCUGGCAGCGGAGGGUUAGAAAGGAGCAGGGUGUAUAGAUCUUAAAACAAAAUUUUUGAAGACAAAUCCAUUUUUCUCCCCCAACCCCCGUCUCCUCCACGGCCUCCGAGAUCUAUAUUCCGGUGGUUGCUUUGGGGGGAACAAUUUUUGGCUUUCCCCCCUGCAAUUCUGACCAGGUGAGGCUUGUUUCUCCACUCCCUCCGCGUGCACCUGGCGCUGCUCUUUUCCCCUCAACCUGUUGCAAGUUGUUAAUCCUUGCAACUGGGACUUGCUUGCAGGCACCCGAGCCCUCCAUCUCUCUCCACAUUUUGCAGUUGUCUGGGGAAGGGCACCUGCUCUACCUGCCAGAAAUUUUUUAAAAAAAGAAAUUUCCCCGGGCGCCCUCUCGGCCCCUUGCUCCCUGCACUCUCGCUCUCCUGCCCCGCCCCAAGGUAACGGGGGAGACUCGGAGAAGAUGGUGCUCACCGCGGUCCUCCUGCUGCUGGCCGCCUGUGCGGGGCCGGCCCAGGGCCUGGGCUCCUUCGUGCAUUGCGAGCCCUGCGACGAGAAAGCCCUCUCCAUGUGCCCCCCCAGCCCCCUGGGCUGCGAGCUGGUCAAGGAGCCGGGCUGCGGCUGCUGCAUGACCUGCGCCCUGGCCGAGGGGCAGUCGUGCGGCGUCUACACCGAGCGCUGCGCCCAGGGGCUGCGCUGCCUCCCCCGGCAGGACGAGGAGAAGCCGCUGCACGCCCUCCUGCACGGCCGCGGGGUUUGCCUCAACGAAAAGAGCUACCGCGAGCAAGUGAAGAUCGAGAGAGACUCUCGCGAGCAUGAGGAGCCCACCACCUCCGAGAUGGCAGAGGAGACCUACUCCCCCAAGAUCUUCCGGCCCAAGCACACCCGCAUCUCCGACCUGAAGGCUGAGGCAGUGAAGAAGGACCGCAGAAAGAAGCUGACCCAGUCCAAGUUCGUGGGGGGAGCCGAGAACACUGCCCACCCCCGUGUCAUCUCAGCACCUGAGAUGAGACAGGAAUCUGAGCAGGGCCCCUGCCGCAGACACAUGGAGGCUGCCCUGCAGGAGCUGAAAGCCAGCCCGCGCAUGGUGCCCCGGGCCGUGUACCUGCCCAACUGCGACCGCAAAGGAUUCUACAAGAGAAAGCAGUGCAAGCCCUCCCGUGGCCGCAAACGUGGCAUCUGCUGGUGCGUGGACAAGUACGGGAUGAAGCUGCCGGGCAUGGAGUAUGUCGACGGGGACUUUCAAUGCCACACCUUCGACAGCAGCAACGUUGAGUGAUGCUCCCCUCCCCGACCUUCCCUCGCCCCCUCCCACCCCAGCCCCGUCUCCAGCCAGCGCCUCCCUCCACCCCAGGAUGCCACUCAUUUCAUCUCAUUUAAGGGAAAAAAAAAUACAUAUAUCUAUCUAUUUGAGGAAACGGA